CUGUUGUCGAUUUACUUGACAAUAUGCGGAGGUCAUCGUGACGAAACGAGAGGUCACGGGCGGGGGUUGCACGCGACUGACAGAAAACACGUGAAAACUACAUUUUCAAACCUCACGCUGCCGUGGUCACGGAUUGUGAAUUUCGUUGCGCCUCCAAUUGCCAAGCAAGCACGUUGAUCGGAUUACCUCGGCCCACAGUCAACAACCGAACUCGGCCGUGUAUGGAUUAUCUCCCCUGUAAUACCACACAGGGAUUGUGUCGGGUGUGGCAACUGUUUGGUCCCCCCUAAACUUGGAAGGAGGAUAAUGACUGAUAGUCGACGAUGUCGCAUGUGUUGUGUGUUGCCAUCGUCGUUGUCGUUGGAGUGUUGUCAGCACAAGCUCAAAUAAAGCGAUGUUCUGACAGCUCGUCCGGGUGUAGCAGCAGCCAGUACUGCCUCGACAGAAACGACGGUACCGGCGUCUUGUGUGUCGGGUGUUCGCCCGCUUGUACUGGAUGUUCGGGUCCGAAUGAUGACAACUGCCUCGCAUGCGCCCGUGGAUACCUCCGGCAAGGCUCUAUCUGCAGAAGAUGCCCCAGUUACUUGUUCGGGGUGAACUGUACGGGCACCUGUCAUUGCCUCAACCAGGAACUGUGUCGAACGGACGGCUUCUGUGCGGGGUGGAAGUGUGCCCGGGGGUGGAAGGAACCCCCCUUCUGUCAAGACGGAUGCGACAACAACACUUUUGGCCUGGACUGCGCACUGAGUUGCAACUGCGUGGGAGAUGAGUCAUGUGACUCUGUCAACGGUCUGUGUCGUGAUGGUCUGUGUCAUCCUGACUACGGAGGACCGAGUUGCCAAAUACGCCUCCCAAAGUUGGUUAGCCCCCCAUCCGCAGCCUCCGUGGGAUGUCAGAGGGCAAAUAUCACGUGGCCGAGCUGGAACGAGGAGAUUGACAUUGGAGAAGGACCUAUAGCGGACUACAGGCUUUACCGCAAGUUGAACAAUAGCGUUACCUGGGAGUUCGUGACGACCAGGAUGAGCGAGGCAGGGCGGACGGGGUACUACCACUACAUGCUUGACCUUCAGCGUGACCGGAACUACAGGUUCAGAGUGGACAUCCAGAGGGACGACGGCGGCAAGGCCAUGACCGCAUCAGAAGGCUUCCCCUCCCCCCUCGUCUACAUACUUUGUACACCGACCACAGAGCCUCCCCCGACAACGACAACAACGCGGUCUAUCAUUGGUCUGAAGGUGUUUGACGUCGUAACCCCCGUUUUGCUGUCUGACGGUACCGUCAGGAUGUCGUGGACGCUGACGGGAAACGCCACCAGCCUGAGCAUCGCCUUUAACAUAACGCUGUUCUACAAGGAAGUAGGGAUCGGGGACUGCGCUGUCGUCGACGGUCCUAUCACAAGGGUCCCGGUUACACACACUUCCGGUUCCGGUAGCGUGAACAUCACUGACCUUGACCCAUGGCGAGUGUACUCAUUUACCCUCGAAGCCUUCGGCGAGGCGCUGAACAUCAGUGACGUUUUAGACAGAAGGAUAUCGACCAGAGAAAUAGCUCCCAAUGACACCGUCUCCAACUUUGCAACACGUGACCUGACGUCACGUACGGUGAUGAUCACGUGGGCAAGUGUCCCCUGUGCACAACGAGGCGGUCGGUUUGUCCAGUACAACAUCAUGCUCAACAGCAGCAGCAGCUUGCGCAACGACGUCAGCAACGUCACCUCCAUUAACUACGACUCCCUAACACCGUACACACAGUACAACGUCACGGUGACAUACCAGAACACCGUGGCGAUCGGGCCGAUGUCUGCAGCCUUCACCUUCACUACAGAGGAGGAAGCCCCGGGACCAAUGUUUAUUUCGGGUAGGACUGUUACUGAGUCUACAAUUCUUGUGACCUUCACCCCUCCAUCAACCACAAAUGGCGUCCUCACGGAGUACGGCCUGACUUACAGCGACAACGCCACCUUCAGCACUCAAAAGACCUUGACCUUCCCGGCUCCUCAGACCGCGGUCACUAUCGACUCCCUCCGCGCUUUCACAACCUACUACUUUCGGAUGAGAGCUCGCACGAAGGCUGGUUGGGGGCCCUACACAGCCGACAGCACAGUCACCACCGCACCAAACACCCCCCACGCCCCCCUGAGUCUUGCCAGCACCUACCAAAAUGAGACCUGUUUGACAGUGGCGUGGCAGCCUCCCUUGCUAAGCAAUGGACUUCUACAGAGCUACAGGAUUCGAUUCCAAAAAGCCUCCGACGACGACACCCCUACCGUUGAUGUUGUUGAUGCCAUCACAACGUCGUACACAACCUGCCGUCUUCAGCCCGGGGUAAUGUACUUGUUCUUCGUGGCCGUCAGGAACACUGUAGGCUUCAGUCAGGAGGUCUCAGGAAGCUUUUGGACGGAGCACGGCGAUCCUAGAACCCCACCGCCCCCUGUGUUCAUCAACGCCACCUACUCUACAAUGUCAGUCUACAUAGAACCGGUCCUCCCAACAUCCGGACCCAUCACCAAGUACCAGCUUCGGGUGGAGAAGGUUGGUUCCAGGAGAAGGAGGCAGGCAGCUGGUUAUAUAACAGCUGAACUGGAACCCAGCCAGGUUCCACAGAGGAGGCAAUUUGAGAUUGGAGACGGCAGGAACUAUAGUGGUGUGGUGAAUAGACCUUUGGAAAGAGAGAAGUACUACAACAUAUACUAUGUAGUCGUCAGUACACUGAACAGCGUCACCAAGACAUCCUACUCACAGAUGAAAGGCCCAAGACUGACUGCACCUGUGUAUCUAACCACAGUGUCCCCUCCCCCUGCCGCCGCGGACAACACGGGACUCAUUGUUGGGAUCAUCCUCGCCCUCAUCCUACUUAUCCUCAUUAUUCUUGCCAUUUUGUUGUUCCUGUGGUGGAGAAGAAGAAACCGUCUUCCAGCUUAUAAACCCUACGUUGAUAAAGGUUAUGACAUGCCGGUAGUGAAGGACGAUUAUGAUCCCCUCAAGUACUGGAACACCAUAUACUCAGUCCGGGAAAGUCGCUACAUCGUGGCCGGUAGGGAGUACUUGCCUGACGACAUGGUGACCAUGAAUGGCGAGGUGACAAUUCCGCCUGAAGGCGAACCUGUCACGUUUAAAAACGAGUUUAAAAGUCUUAGCCAUGACUUCGGAGAUCCAUCCCAUGUUGCCAAAGACAGACGAAACAAACAUAAGAAUCGUUUUCCUCACCUUCUUCCAUAUGAUAAGAGUAGAGUUGCUCUGUUUCAAGAUGAAAACUCUACCAAUGACUACAUCAAUGCAAGUUAUGUGUCUGGCUUCAAGAAGCCCAUGGCGUACAUCGCGGCACAGAGUCCUUUUGAUGAGGACUCGGUCUUAGAUUUCUGGCGCCUCAUCUCCCAGACGAAGGUCAGGACCAUCGUUAUGAUCACAAACAUUGUGGAGGACAAUAUUGUCAAGUGCACACAGUAUUGGCCGGAAAAUGGACGUGCGUCGUAUGGUUCGUUUCUACUCGAGCUGCUGGAUAUUGAAUACUUUGCGAGUUACGUUGUUCGAGUGGUAGCGUAUCAGACCUCAGAAGGGCUUAAAGGUUCGGUGAAAAUAUUUGAGUUCACGGCUUGGCCAGAGCACGGCGUGCCUUUCGACCCGAUCCCUAUCCUAGAGAUGCGACACAAAGUACGUCGAGCGCAUAUGAAUGUGAAAACUCCCAUCCUGGUACAUUGCGGAACUGGGAUGGGGAGAACAGGUACCUAUAUUGCUAUAGAUGCUCUGAUUGAACAGUACAGUAAGGAGGGUCGGACAAGCGUACGUGCAUUCAUCAAUAAGAUCCGAAAGGACCGUCCAUUCAUGGUGCGGACGUUGAAGGAGUACGUGUUUAUUUAUGAAGCGCUGUUUGAACAGUUCCACGCCGGGCACACUGUUGUUGGAUUCGACCUGAAAGAAUGGUACAGCCAGCUGACAAUGAGGAACAAGAAGACAGGUCAUUCCUAUCUCAAAGGUCAGUUCCGGUUGCUUGAGAAGUUCACUCGAAGUCCUCGACCCGAGCAAUGCCACACAGCAAUACUUCCGGUGAACUAUAACAAGAACCGAUACCCGGAUGUGAUACCGAUGGAGAGUUUUCGGCCCGUGUUAAUGACCGCGGGUGGUAUUGGAAGGACUGACUACAUCAAUGCUACAUUCCUAGACGGCUUCCGGUUGAAGAACGAGUUUAUCCUCACACAGACACCGCUCCCGUCAACCAUCGUAGACUUCUGGAAGUUGGUGUAUGAUUAUGACGUCAAUACCGUUGUAAUGGUGGAAACGUUCAAACACGAGGACGACACAUGCGCAGAGUACUGGCCUGACGUCACUAUGAAGCCCUUUGAGCCCUUCUUUGUGGAGACGACGGCAACGUAUCAGGAGAACAACGUCACAAUCAGGAACUUCAAAAUCCACAAUUCCAACCAGCCGAAGGAAGCGCCCAAGUUUGUGCGUCAGUUCCAGUUUAAUGGCUGGGAUGAACCGAAUGUUAUUCCCACAUCCAAGACCCUCAUCCUUGACCUUCUUGACCUCGUGACGGACUGGCAGCAGGUGACCAAUGAGAACACGAAGCCGAUGAUAGUGCACUGUAGAGACGGGGCGACGCACAGCGGGUUGUUCUGUGCAAUCAAGGUCAUUUGUGAGAAGAUCGCCGAAGACGAGGAGGUCGACGUCCUUCACACCGUCAAACACAUGAAGCGACGUCGGGCGCAGAUUCUGGCGUACCCGGAACAACUGAGGUUCUGCUACAAGACACUCUGGGACUACAUCAACCUCAGACUCCCGGACAGCGGAUUCACAGACACAUAUGGAACCAGCCUAGACCAGUACAACGCCGUUCCCAGUCUCAGUCUCACGUCAUUUUACGAUACUCUCUAUUCCAACUGAUUCACGUGAAAGCUCGAGAUCUGUGAUCUGAUUUCAGAAAUAAGCGGUUCUUGAAAGAAAGCUUAUUUUGUUGUAAACAGAACUGUACCACCAGUGUUUUUCUUGUGGGUUGCUGUUACCGAAUGCACUCGAUGUCAAUGUCACAAAUAUGCUGAUUGAAAUUCGUAUGAGAACAUAUGUAAGAUAUGCUAUGUAUGUAUCCCACAGAGUAUUUGACAGUGGCGGUUAAAGCUUAUUGCGAGUUUUACGUAGUUUUACGAUAGUCGUAGCGCUACAACCGCUUUGUGGAACUCUGGGAUCAAUCCACACCAUAGCGUCGUUUUCAGAAGCAGCUAAAAUUUGAUUAUUAACAGUCUUCCAAUUCUCUAAAUGUAUCCAGAGAUUGCUCGAGUCAGUAAUUUUGAAUAUAGAUGUAUGCCGAAUUCACGUUUAGAAGAGGCAUUGUCAUUGGUUGUGGAUUUCUAUGCCGAACUCACGUUUGCAAGAGGCAUUGUGAUUGGUUGUUGAUUUCUAUGCCGAACUCACGUUUGGUCAGCUUUGUGAUUGGUUGUUGAUUUUAUUCUCAUGAGCGACUGCAACAUCGUUCUAAAUUAAUGAUUAGAGGCGUUGCAAUUGUGACCAUAUUGCUUUGGACAUACAAGGAGAGAGAUGAUAUGGUUGGAAUAUAACAAGAUAUACAUAGUCACCAACGCAACCUGAAUUAUCUCUGUAUAUUGAAUCAUAAACGCUUUAUGUUGUCCAGUGAUGGAUGGUACCAAACAAUGGUCAUAUGUCUCGUCUGUAUCUAUUCAUGUACCAUACAUUGCCAUGGAAACCGAAGUGAACAUGUUUUCAGGUAUGACUACUUUUGUACUAAAUAUCAUUCCAAAUAUCCAUGGUAAGGGCCCAUGCACAUGAUGAACAUGCGUAUCUAUGGAUGGUCAGUACUUGUAUCAAGCAUGUUACAUCGAAGUCACCACAGGUCAUGUUUAGGUCUGAUGCACGUUUUGUCAGUCAGAUUAUUCAGGCAAGUAUGGACUUAUUUUAAAAACAAAUAAUAUUUAACUCUCAUGUAAUAUCAUGUACAUAUCUAGCUCGCCUGUGAGUAUAUUGAUAUCUCCUAAACAUGCAUAUCUAGCUCGCCUGUAGUUACAUACAUAUCUAGCUCGCCUGUGAUUAUCUAAACAUAUCUAGCAGGCAUGUUCUAAUUGUACACAUCUAGGCGCAUUUUGUGACAAUGCAUAUGAAGUUAUCAUACGCCUUCAUACAUAUCUAGCUUGUGAUGUCGGUCAUAUACAUAUCUAGCUUGUGGUCAUAUACCCACACACAUUCCAUUCUGGCACAGGGUUAUUGUUCAAUUUAGCCAUCUUUCCUCAACUUUGAACUGUAAACAUCAAUCGGUACCUGACCGAUUUUAGAGCUGUGGUCAUCGACCACCGAUUGGUAAGCUCCGGUUGGUAAGCUCCGUUUGGUAAGCUCCGAUUGGUAAGCCCCGGUUGUAAGCUCUGAUUGGUAAGCUCCGAUUGGUAAGCCCCGGUUGGUAAGCUCCGAUCUGUAAGCCCGGGUGGUAAGCUCCGAUUGGUAAGCCCCGGUUGGUAAGCUCUGAUUGGUAAGCUCCGAUUUGUAAGCCCCGGUUGGUAAGCUCCGAUUGGUAAGCCCGGGUGGUAAGCUCCGAUCUGUAAGCCCGGGUGGUAAGCUCCGAUUGGUAAGCCCCGGUUGGUAAGCUCUGAUUGGUAAGCUCCGAUUUGUAAGCCCCGGUUGGUAAGCUCCGAUUGGUAAGCCCGGGUGGUAAGCUCCGAUUGGUAAGCCCGGUUGGUAAGUUCUGAUGACGUAGUUAACACAAAUGCAUCAACACGUGUUCCGGUUUGGUUCGGUUCAUUUUGUAUGUAAGACGUAGAAACGUCCCAUGAAAAGAUUCAAUCAUAUCUUUGAAAGUUUACACCAAAGACAAAACCUAGUAUUCUCUUUUCAGUAAUGUUCUUAAAAAGUCUGACAACAUAUGCACUUGUAGUUCUUAGAGUUUUCAUCCUGAGUAUUUAUAGCAACAUGCUCUAUUGCCAAAUCCUCUCAGUAUUCGUAAACAUAAUGCAAUUAUAAUAUUUAUUAAGCUUGAAUUAUGAUGUAUUGCAGAUGUAGGUGCUACGUCGUGAUAUACUCGUGAAUAGUCACGUCACCUGUACCAUACGUGUGUGAUAUAUAGUUUUUAUCUCCGUCCAAUACAGCUUAAACCACGAAAUCCUAUACAUACACGUAUUUUAUUAUUCUGAGCUCGUUUUGUUGGAUUAAAUAUAUCUCUUGUA
Molecule: messenger RNA, 7159 nt
Organism: Haliotis rufescens (red abalone)
Lineage: Eukaryota; Metazoa; Mollusca; Gastropoda; Lepetellida; Haliotidae
Product: receptor-type tyrosine-protein phosphatase kappa-like
Exons: 15
Coding region: 324-4880 (1518 amino acids)
Biological process (GO): protein dephosphorylation
Molecular function (GO): protein binding; protein tyrosine phosphatase activity
Source: RefSeq, a predicted model, not a curated record